Molecule: messenger RNA, 3636 nt
Organism: Dioszegia hungarica
Lineage: Eukaryota; Fungi; Basidiomycota; Tremellomycetes; Tremellales; Bulleribasidiaceae
Product: RecF/RecN/SMC
Exons: 20
Coding region: 1-3636 (1211 amino acids)
Biological process (GO): mitotic sister chromatid cohesion
Cellular component (GO): chromosome
Molecular function (GO): cohesin loader activity; ATP binding; double-stranded DNA binding
Source: RefSeq, a predicted model, not a curated record
AUGGUGAGCUGGGCUUCUUAUAUCAAAACAAUCACCAUCCAAGGCUUCAAGUCGUAUCGUGAUCAGGUAGCGGUGGAUCCCUUCUCUCCGGGCCACAAUGUCAUUGUUGGGCGAAAUGGUAGUGGAAAGUCCAACUUCUUCUCUGCAAUCCGUUUCGUCCUGUCCGAUCAGUAUACACAGAUGGGCAGAGAAGAGCGUCAACGUCUACUGCACGAGGGUACAAGCACGAGUACGACUUUGGCGGCGUACGUCGAGAUAGUCUUUGAUAACACCGAUGGUCGCUUCCCUACUUCCACGGCCGAGGUCAGACUCCGGCGGACUAUCGGUCUCAAGAAGGACGAAUACUCGCUGGAUAAGAAGAGCGUCACCAAGGCGGAAGUCAACAAUCUGCUGGAAAGUGCGGGGUUCUCAAAGAGUAACCCGUACUAUAUCGUCCCUCAGGGUCGAAUCACCCACCUCACCAAUAUGGGCGAUAAGGAACGGCUCAACUUGCUGAAGGAAGUCGCCGGGACGAAGGUGUAUGAGCAGAAGCGUCAGGAGUCUACGAAGAUUAUGGAGGAGACCUCUGCCAAGACGGCAAAGAUCACCGAGCUCCUCGACUCCAUUGAAGCAAGACUGAACGAGCUCGAGACGGAGAAGGAAGAGUUGAAGGAGUAUCAAGAGAAGGAUAGGGAUAGGCGGUGUUUGGAGUAUGCGCUGCAUAAUAAGGAGCUGCAGGAGGUCAAUGGCGCGUUGGAACAGCUGGAUAAUGAACAUCGGUCUGAACAGCAUAACAUCAAUGUGCGGCAGGAAGAGUUCAACACUCAGCAGGAUCAAAUACAGGCUUACGAAGAUACCCUCACUACUGCCAACCAUGCCCUCUCCACCUCCACCAUUGCCCUCCGCCAAUACGAGUCCGAAAUAGCCGAUCUCGUCCGCACGCGAACCGAAAUCGAGUGUGAAAUUGCCGACUUCAAGGCAUCGCAAGAAGGUGGAGAGGAGAGGCGGCAGGAGUUCACAAAGGAGCUCAAGAAGCUGGAGGCGCGGAUCGCAACGGCGGAUGCGGAGCUGGAGAAGCUGGGGACUGAGCUGGACCGGCGGACGGAAGAAGAGAAGACAGCCAAGUUAGCACUCCAAAAUACCCAGUCUCAACUUUCGGUCCUCUACGCCAAACAAGGCCGCUCGCAGCUCUUCACCACACAAGCCGAUCGCGACAAGUUCCUCAAGGAUGAAAUCAAGUCUUUGAAGGCGCACGAGGAGGCGCAAGGGAAGCAGGUCGCGGUAUUGGAGAAGGAAGUGGAUAAUGCGGAUGCGGCGCUGAAGGACGUCAUGGUGAGGAGUAGGGAGCAGGAUGAAGAGGAGGAAGCGCGGAGGGCGACGUUGAAGAAGAUGAGCGAUGAAGUUGCGGAGGGGAAGAAGCGGAUGGAUAGCAUGCAAGAGGAGAGAAAGGAUCUUUGGCGAGAAGAUGGAAAGCUGGGCGGAAGCGUCGCCAGUGCCAGGCAAGAGAUGGAUGCUGCUGAGCGAGGAUUGUCGGGUGUGAUGGACCGGGAUACCAGCAACGGUCUUCGAUCAGUCCGGGCAGUCGCCAAGCGCUUGAAGCUGGACGGGGUCUUUGGUCCCCUCUAUGACCUCUUUGAGGUGUCGGAUCGAUACAAGCAGGCCGUCGAGAUUACCGCAGGAACCAGUCUCUUCCAGGUCGUGGUCGACAAUGACGAGACGGCGAGCAAGAUCCUCGAGGUGAUGAACAAGGAGAAGCUCGGGCGGGUCACCUUCAUGCCGCUCAACCGACUCCGGAGCGUCAAUAUCCAGAUGCCGAAGGGGCAUGACGCGGUGCCGUUGCUGAGCAAGCUGAAGUUCGAGCGAAUGUACAGCUUGGCAUUUGAGCAGGUGUUCGGUCGUACGAUUGUCUGCGAAGAUCUCGCCACUGCUGCCCAGUAUACCAGGUCCCACGGUGUCAACGCCGUGACUGUCGAAGGUGAUCGUGUCGAUCGCAAAGGCGCCCUGACUGGCGGUUUCCACGACGUCAAGAGGUCCCGACUCGACAUGAUCAAAACGCUCAAAAAGUGGCGCGAGGCCUUCGAGACCGACAGCGCGCGGCACAAAGAGGUCAAGGACGGACUCGCCAAGAUUGAUCAGAGCAUCACCAAGGUCGCCGGUGAAAUCCAGGUCCUCGAAGCCAAGCGUCGCCAGGCACUCGACGUCCGCGCGAGAUUCGCCAACCAGAGCCAGUGGACGAAGAAGGAGGAAGAUCAGCUUCGGGCUCGAUUGGAGUCCCUUCAGUCGCAAUUGGCGUCGGCGGUGGCGGAGCUCAAGGCGGCAGAAGUCAAGCGGAAGGCGGACGAGGCGGAGCUCAAGACGCCCAUGACGCAGACCUUGACGGCUGCGGAGCUGGUUAGUCUGGCGACGCUCGGUACGGCGCUGGAGGGUCAGAAGAAGACGCUGAUGGAUACCUCGCUGGCGCGGGCGAAGGCAGCGAGCGAGAAGAGCAAGUUGGACAUCGAGCUGUCGGAGAAUCUGAGGAGGAAGCGAGAGGAGUUGAGGGGUAAGGUGGAUCAGGUGGAAGGGGAUGCUGGGGCGGGGAUGCAGGCGAGCGAGGUGGCGGGGAAGGAGGCAGAGUUGAAGGGGCUGGCUAGGUCGAUCGAGGACUUGACGGCGCAGGUCAAGGACUCCGAGAAGCGCGUCGAGGAGCUCACCGCUGAGAUCUCGGACGUUACCGCCAAGCUCGACGAGGUCAACAAUGAGCAGAUUGAGUCGGGUCGGGCCAUGCUCCGGAUGACGAAGAACAAUGAGCGGUACCUCGCCAAGAAGCAGACGAUCAGCAGUCGGCGGGACGAGUGCCAGAAUGCCAUCAGGGAUCUGGGUGUUCUGCCAGAAGAGGCAUACAACAAGUACACCGAGGCAAGGGCGGACAAGCUCGUCAAGAAGCUGCACAAAGUCAACGAGUCGCUCAAAAAGUUUGCACACGUCAACAAGAAGGCGUUCGAGCAGUACAGCAGCUUUACGAAACAGCGAGACGAGCACACUACCCGUCGAGAGGAGCUGGAAGCUAGUGCGGACAGUAUCCAGGAGCUCAUCGAGACGCUCGACCAGCGGAAAGACGAGGCGAUCGAGCGGACAUUCAAGCAGGUCAGCAAGUACUUUGAGGAGGUGUUUGAGACGCUGGUCCCGGCUGGGAAGGGGUUGUUGGUCAUGCAGAAGAAGGCGGACGGGUACAUUGAGGACGACUCGCUCGACCCGAAUCCCGACAAGGAGCGGAGCGAGAUUGACAAUUAUACCGGGAUUUCCAUCCGGGUCUCGUUCAACUCCAAGGCGGACGAGGGACAGCGGAUCCAACAGUUGUCAGGGGGGCAGAAGUCGCUCGUAGCGCUCGCGACAGUCUUUGCUAUCCAAAAGUGCGACCCAGCUCCUUUCUACCUGUUCGACGAGAUCGAUGCCAACCUCGAUGCUCAGUACAGGACAGCGGUAGCUGCCAUGAUACAUACCCUCUCCACCUCUGCUCAAUUCGUCACCACGACUUUCCGUUCCGAAAUGCUCGCCCAGGCAGACAAAUUCUACGGUGUCUACUUUGACCGGCAAAAGGUGUCGACUAUUGCUACUAUCGAGCGGGAGGAGGCGUACGAGUUUGUGGAGAAUGCUGCGCAGGUAGGGGGGCUCUGA